Messenger RNA from Onychostruthus taczanowskii (white-rumped snowfinch), 2016 nucleotides. Its product is annotated as latent-transforming growth factor beta-binding protein 3-like. NCBI's taxonomy places the organism in Eukaryota, Metazoa, Chordata, Aves, Passeriformes, Passeridae. The annotation marks the transcript as partial. The transcript is spliced from 13 exons. The record is from RefSeq and is a predicted model, not a curated record. Gene Ontology annotation, molecular function: calcium ion binding.
CUGGGGGGGCGCGGGGGGGGCGCGGCCGUGGCCCGGGAGCGCUUCAAGGUGGUCUUCGCCCCCCUGAUCUGCCGGAGGACGUGUCUGAAGGGGCUGUGCCGGGACUCGUGCCAGCCCGGCUCCAACAUGACCCUGAUCGGCGAGAACGGGCACGCGGCCGACACGCUGACCGGCUCCGGCUUCCGCGUGGUGGUGUGCCCCCUGCCCUGCAUGAACGGCGGCCAGUGCAGCUCCCGCUCCCACUGCCUGUGCCCCCCCAACUUCACCGGCCGCUUCUGCCAGGUGCCGCCGCCCCCAGCGCAGGUGCCCCCUCCCCUGGUGAACGUGCGGGUCCAUCACCCCCCCGAGGCCUCGGUCCAGGUCCAUCGCAUCGAGCCGCGCCCCCCCGAGGGGGCUCCCCGGGGCGGGGGGGGGCUCCUGGCGCACCCCGCGCAGCCCCCGGCCGGCAGCAAGCCCCCCGCGCCCCCCCGGCCCCACACCCACAAACCGCUGGGCCGCUGCUUCCAGGAGACCCUGCCCAAGCACUCGUGCGGCAGUAACCCCCUGCCCGGGCUCACCAAGCUCGAGGAUUGCUGCGGCAGCAUCGGCAGCGCCUGGGGACAGAGCAAGUGCCACAAGUGUCCCCACCUGCAGGGUGAGAGGGACAUUAACGAGUGUGCCCUGCCCGGCGUGUGCCAGCCCGGCGAGUGCCGCAACACCCAGGGCAGCUUCCGCUGCUCCUGCUCGGCCGGGCACGUGCUGGGACCCUCCCGGAGCCAGUGUCUGCCGGAGCCGGGCGAGGAGCGGGGUCUGUGCUUCCGGCUGGUGUCGGGGUCGCAGCAGUGCCAGCACCCCCUGCCCACCCGCCUGACCCGCCGGACGUGCUGCUGCAGCGUGGGCAAGGCCUGGGGGGGGCGCUGCCAGCGCUGCCCCCCCGACGGCACCGCCGCGUUCAAGGCCAUCUGCCCGGCCGGGAAGGGCUACCACGUGCUCACGUCGCACCAGACGCUGACGAUCCAGGGCGAGAGCGACUUCACGCUGCACAUCCACCCCGACGGGACCCCCGAGCGGCCCCCCCGGCCCCCCCCGCCCGGUCACACACACGGUGACAAGUGUGUGACACACCUGUGCCACACGUGUGCCACCUGCCCAGACGUGAACGAGUGCGAGGCGGAGCCGUGCGGGGCCGGGCGCGGCGUGUGCAUGAACACCGGUGGCUCCUACACGUGUCACUGUCACCGCGGCUUCCAGCUGCGCCUGCACAAGGGACUGCGCACCUGCGCAGACAUCGACGAGUGCGCCAAGGGUGACGUGUGCGGGGACGGUGGCACCUGCGCCAACGUGCCGGGCCACUACAAGUGCGAGUGCCACCCGGGCUACCGGCGCAAGGGCUCGCGGCCACCGCUCUGCGAAGACAUCAACGAGUGCCUGGACGCGGGGACGUGCCCCGACUCCAAGUGCGAGAACCAACCGGGGGGCUUCGUGUGCACCCCCUGCCCCCCCGGCUUCCGUGGCCUCAACGGCGCCUGCCUCGACAUCGACGAGUGCGCGCUGGAGCCGGGGCUGUGCCCCCCCCCCGGCACCUGCACCAACCUCGAGGGCUCCUUCAGCUGCCGCUGCCCCCCCGGCCUCGCCCCCAGCCCCGACGGGCGCCGCUGCCUCUGCCCCCCCCCCGGCACCUGCACCAACCUCGAGGGCUCCUUCAGCUGCCGCUGCCCCCCCGGCCUCGCCCCCAGCCCCGACGGGCGCCGCUGCCUCCCCGAGUUCGUGGCGCUCUGUCCCGACGGGAGGGGCUUCAUCCAGGACGACAACGGCCUCGACUACGGGGUCCCCGCCCACCGCGACGUGGACGAGUGUCUGGACGAGUCCAACUGCGUGGACGGAGCGUGCGAGAACACGCGCGGCUCCUUCCGCUGCACCUGCGGGCCGGGGGCGCGCUACCACGCGGGGCUGCGGCGCUGCCUGCCCGCCCCCGAGCCCGGUGAGACCCCCGGGGCACCGGGAGACCCCCCCGGGGCACGGGGAGAACCCCCCCGG